Chroicocephalus ridibundus (black-headed gull) is the source of this 1753-nucleotide messenger RNA. It is a transcript of the gene MBD3, whose product is annotated as methyl-CpG binding domain protein 3. Gene Ontology annotation, molecular function: methyl-CpG binding. The record is from RefSeq and is a predicted model, not a curated record. The coding region runs from base 128 to 958 and encodes 276 amino acids. Lineage: Eukaryota; Metazoa; Chordata; Aves; Charadriiformes; Laridae. The transcript is spliced from 8 exons. Gene Ontology annotation, cellular component: nucleus. Gene Ontology annotation, biological process: DNA methylation-dependent constitutive heterochromatin formation; negative regulation of transcription by RNA polymerase II.
CGCCGCCUCCCGGGGGCGGCGGAGGGGCGGGCGGGGGUCGGCGGGAGCGGCCGGAGGGCGGAAGAGCCGGCGGCGGGAGGAGAGCGCGGCGGCCGGGAAGAGGCGGCGGAGGCCGGGGCGGGCCGCCAUGGAGCGGAAGAGUGCUUUUCCUUUGGGCCAAGCUUCCCCGGGAAGAGACAGGACUCUGAGUCAUUUCAGCCCAAGUGGUAAAAAGUUCCGAAGCAAGCCCCAGCUGGCACGCUACCUGGGGAGCUCGAUGGACCUCAGCACUUUUGACUUCCGCACGGGAAAAAUGUUGAUGAAUAAAAUGAACAAGAACAGGCAGAGGAUGCGCUAUGACUGUUCCAACCAAGCCAAAGGCAAGCCUGAUUUGAACACAGCACUGCCCGUCAGACAGACGGCCUCCAUAUUCAAACAACCCGUCACGAAGAUCACAAACCAUCCCAGCAACAAGGUGAAGAGUGAUCCUCAGAAAGCCGUGGACCAGCCCCGGCAGCUCUUCUGGGAGAAGAAAUUAAGUGGACUGAACGCUUUUGACAUUGCGGAGGAGCUGGUGAAAACAAUGGACCUUCCAAAAGGUUUACAAGGCGUCGGACCGGGUUGCACUGAUGAAACCCUUCUCUCUGCGAUCGCCAGUGCUCUGCACACCAGCACCAUGCCCAUCACCGGGCAGCUCUCUGCGGCCGUGGAGAAGAAUCCCGGAGUUUGGCUAAACACCUCCCAGCCGCUUUGCAAAGCGUUUAUGGUGACGGAUGAAGAUAUUAGGAAACAAGAGGAGCUGGUGCAGCAGGUGCGGAAGAGACUGGAGGAAGCCCUGAUGGCCGACAUGCUCGCCCACGUAGAGGAAAUAGCAAGAGAUGGGGAAGCUCCUUCAGAGAAAGAAGGCGGCGAGGAAGAAGGAGAAGAGGAAGAGGAGGAGGAGGAGCAGGACCAUGACCAGGAGAUGGAGAAUGUAUAGUCCAGGGAGUUCCAUCUAAGAAUUCCCAGUAUAAACCCUAUCAGCAGGGUCAGCACAACUAUUUUCAAAGCCAAGAGUGUCUGCGGAGCAAAUUGCACCAACAGUCCAACUGUACCCAUGAGCAUUUUGAUGUACACUUCAGGAAACGUUGAGAAGCUGCUGGUUCAUUAAUUGCUGGGUAGUUUUGAAGAUGGAACUUGACUAAACUCUACUCCCCCCUCCUUUUUUUUAACGGGGUAGGGUAAUCGGGAAUGCAAAAGUGGGAGGGAAUUAAGGAAUAUAAAAUGGUGGGAGGGAAAAUACUAGGAACCAAAUUUCCUGUCCUUUUUUUUUUUGUUGUUGUUGUUUUUGUGGGUCAGUGAUAGGUGAUACAUUUUUAAGCUUUUCUAUCUAAGUACCUUUAACGAUGACCCAUAGAAACAAUUUUCUCUCCAACACAAGUGAGAGAGAUGCUGUUUCACUCCUUGGCUGCUCUGCUGUAGGCUACCUGUUUGUACCGACUGUAGGGAGGUCAUUUUAUGUUGUGGAUUGUCGUUCCACCCCCCAACUCGGGUCACUGAAUUUCCUUUUCCUCGCAAGACCACAUUGGUCUUGGAAGCGGAGUCUCAGAGACAAACUGCCAGUGCCUCUUCCACCUGAGGCUUCAAUUAGUCGGGGAGGUUACACUUGAGGAACUGGUCUUACGUCAAUGGCAAUCGGUUUUUUUUAGCUAGUUCCAGCCGCACACGUUUUCGAUACGGAGUUCUGUAUGUGUCCGAGCAUAGCCGAAUAGAGUUUGGAAGAUCAAUAUACCCA